This is a messenger RNA of Bactrocera dorsalis (oriental fruit fly), 2551 nucleotides long. RefSeq lists its product as uncharacterized. The record is from RefSeq and is a predicted model, not a curated record. NCBI's taxonomy places the organism in Eukaryota, Metazoa, Arthropoda, Insecta, Diptera, Tephritidae. Bases 259 to 1911 code for a protein of 550 amino acids. The transcript has a single exon.
GUGAGAUUUAAAAGAUGAGACACUAUUUAAAUGGUACUUAGUAGCUUAUUGAGUUUUGCCAUUAUUGCAAAUCCGUCGGGUAUUAAUUUAUUAAAUUCAGUCUUACGGUUGCAGCUCAAUUUGCCAGUACCUCAGAUAAACCUUCAAUUUAUUGUCGGAUGUCAACUUGGUUCAACUACUUUGAAAUAACUGCAGCUGUGGAAAAUUCCACCAAAAACGAUUUGUUAAACGUAAAUUAAUUGAUUAAAGGAAAUAAAUAUGGCGAUCGAUAUUUUAAAGAAACAGGAACAAGCACGUCAAAUUCGUUAUUCACGAUCAAAAUUUCGCCGCAUCAACUCUUUGGAUCAAAUACCCGAAGAUCCUGGCCAGGAACAGCUCGCGCAUUCAACCAAUACCAAUACAAAUCCAGCCUUGGGUCAUCAAUCACAGCUGGUGCGCCGAUCACCGCGUACGAUUUCUGCUUCUAUGCGACAAGUUUUACUCUUUUGGCCACAAUUGCUGAUCAAUUUAACUUUUACGAUCAUACGGUAUAUCCUUUAUAUACCGCUAUCGAUAGCGGCACCAAGUUUUUGGUUGUCAGCUUUAUUGUGGAUCUUUUGGAAGUUCGUUCGUAUACCUGUGGCUUUUAUUAAGUGGAUGUUAAAUGUCGACUCUUUGAUGGAUGUAUCAACGGAUGGACCGCAACGUAAUAGACGCACUGUACUAAUUAGUUGUGGAAGUACAAUUCAAACAUUACAUCUGGCACGUAACUUUUAUUCCUCCGGUUCUCGUGUGGUGGUUUUCGAGUUCGAAGGGCUCUUUGGACUGGCACGUUUCUCCACCGCCGUCGACAAAUUCUACAUAGUCCCACGACCAAGUCCAAAUAAUGUAGACAGCUACAUAACUGCUUUGUGUCAGAUUGUUAGCAAAGAGAAGCCUUCGGUUUAUAUACCGGUUUGCGCAACGAGUCCUGCCUAUUACGAUGCACUUGCUAAACAACAUUUGGAACUACUUGGCUGUGCCAGUUUCAUACCGGGUAUGAAUGAGACCAACGUUUUAGACGAUUGUUUGGAAUUUUUCAAAAAAUGUACAGCUCAUAAUAUUGUCGUGCCACCCCACUCUGUACUCACUUCCCCAAACGAUCUUCAGCAAUUGUAUGAGAACAAUUUCAUCAGCAAUUUUCGAAAUAUCCUAAUGGCGGUCGGUUUUCAAGGCUUAGUUGAACGUUUCAAAUACCUACUACCAAAUAAUAGAGUGGAAUUCAAAUUUAAUCAUGAAAUAAGUGAAAAUGAAAAGUGGAUUGUGAUACGCGAUUUGCCGGGUGAACAUUAUAUUACUUGCACAACCGUCAAAGACUCACGAGUUGUUUCGAAUGUUACUUGUAAAGUAGAGCAUGAAACGAAAAAUUUGAUACCUGUAACACCAUUGCACGCACAUGGUACCCCCGUAGUGUCCGACGAAGCUCAAAUUGACUUUUGGCUAAAAACAUUCUUCGCCAAAGUGCGCUUCCAGCGUAGCAUCAAUGGGCACAUGAGCUUUCGUCUGAUUAAGUGUCAAGGCACAACGCAGUUCAUUCCACUCGGUGUACGUGUCGGUGUCUCAUUACCAUAUAUCUGCUAUAAUCGAUCUCAUGCUCAAGUACUCUGCCGCACUAUGAAAUGCAUACAUCGAAGACAAUUAAGUUUUACAAGUCCAGAUGAGGAGUCGGCGCUCGGUGCGUUGACAGCCAAUUUCCGCUGGAGCUCUAUUGAACGCUCCACUCCGACCACAGUACUUGAUAAGAGGGAAGCUCUAUUCGCCUAUUGGGAUCCAUUGCCAUAUUGUGCUUACUACCAUUUCCAAUUGCCUCUUAAAUCCGUCAAGACGUUUUUGCAACGUCGCCAUCGAUCGACGAAAACUUUAUCGCCACGCAUAACAAUGCCAGUUCAUUGAACGUCGUGUCGUGUUGUGCAACGUGUGUGCACCCAGAUGAUGAUAUGCUGGAGCAUUGAUAAGCAAUAAUAUUUUGCUCCGUUUUAUAACGGUUAUACAGUUAAAGGCGCUGUCCCUAUUAUUACGGAUCGCGUUCAUUGCAAAAACGAACGAAUAAGAGAACUUAUUCCUGAGUGUUUUAUAUAUACAAGCAUAUGUAUGUCGUAAUAUAUGUCCGUAUAUUUGUAUAUUAACAACUAUUUCUGAUACGAAUCUAAAUGAUGAUUAAGGUCAUUUUGGGUUAAGUAUAUAAGGUAGAAAAAGUCGGCAAAACAAUAAAUUUGCUAGAAAUUAUGCGCAGGGGGCCAGAGUGAGAGAGAUGAAAUAGACUGAAGGUGCUGAUGAAAUUAAAUGUCAUAAAUAUAAUGGUGAUUUUUAUAUUAAUAUAAUUUCAAAUAAUAUACUUAUGUAUAUUAUUAGUAUGUAGUAUGUAGUAACGCUAUAUUUGUACAUACAUCUGUAUGCAUUUACAUAAUACCCUUUAUUUUCAUAAUAUUUAUUUUUACUAGAGUAUAAGUCACAGGGUUAAGAAUUUAGUUUAUAACAAAUGUGUAUAUCUUAUUUUUUAUAAGCCAAAUAAAUCGUCUUUCAAACAUUUGAA